AUGGCAAAAAUUAAAUUGUUUGUCUUCAUCGCAACAUUUGCACAACUUCUGAUUUGCCUGAAUAUUUUCCUUGGAACGAAACAAGAUGUUGCUGACUUCAGAGGUGCUUUCAAGUCAAGUUCUAAACGAUAUAAAGAAUCGAAGUUAGAAUUCAUUUUUGAAACAGACAUGGAAACUUUUCCUCAAUUUUUACAGUUAAAAAAUAUUGAACAGAAAAACAGGCUUUUGAAAAACCCAUACAUCUUUAAUUGUACCAAUAUUAACGAAGUGCACAUAUUAAAGUCCAAUGUUGGAGGAGGUAGAUCAAAAACGGUUGAUAUUGGGAUAUUUGAAGGAGAAAUGGUUGUAACGAAGAGGAUUUCUGACAUUAAGCCAAAGGUUAUCAGUGAGGAAUACAGAGAGGUUCUUUUCAUGAAGGAAAUAUUACUAAGAGACCAAUUAGAACAUCCGGGUCUCAUUCAGAUGUUAGGAUUUUGUGUUCGAUAUAUAAACAGAGAAGGAUACAAAGGUUUUCCAUUGAAUGAUAUAAAAGCUGUUUACGAGUAUGGUGAAGAGUUUGAUAUCCAAAAUUUGAAAUUAACAACGAAUGAACGACUUAUUUAUGCUUUAGAUCUUGCUAAUCUUUUAUUAUAUCUACACAAAUCUCCAUUAGGAUCAUUGAAAAUAGGUGAUUUCAAGAAAACACAUUUUCUGUUAGUAAAGAACAAGAUUAAACUAAUUGAUUUAGAUUAUAUGCAUAACAUUGAAAAGCAAUGUCAGUAUUCAAAAAAUGAAACUCUAAAUGCAUGUCCAUAUAAACUUGCAUGUACGCGUCUGAACAAAGACGAGUUAUCGAACACGUCCUGUGAUUAUGAAAGAGGCUGCAACAUUGGAAAAUGUGCGGGAUAUAACACAAAAAGAAAUAUAUACCACAUAUAUACAACUUUUUUUAAACAUUUGUUGAGACCGGAACUAUUUCCUCUACAAAUGCAAAAGAUAUUACUUAAUUUACUAUCGACUCUAAAUGACAAUGAUAUCGAAGUAGAAGAAUUAGUUGAGAUAUUGGAAAACAUCAUACUUUCUUUGACCAUUACAUUAAAAAUUACUUUAAAUCAGAAUAAUUAA
Molecule: messenger RNA, 1104 nt
Organism: Mytilus trossulus (common blue mussel)
Lineage: Eukaryota; Metazoa; Mollusca; Bivalvia; Mytilida; Mytilidae
Product: extracellular tyrosine-protein kinase PKDCC-like
Exons: 1
Coding region: 1-1104 (367 amino acids)
Biological process (GO): skeletal system development; peptidyl-tyrosine phosphorylation
Cellular component (GO): extracellular region
Molecular function (GO): non-membrane spanning protein tyrosine kinase activity; ATP binding
Source: RefSeq, a predicted model, not a curated record